AUGGUACUUGAGAGAGAGGUGCCUAGCAGCCAAGAGAAGAAGAGACAUCAAGAUGACGGCAACACCAAACAUCAGGAAGAAAUAGCUAUGAUUAGAACAGUGUUCCUACAGUGGUUACCUUGGAUACUCAAAAUGAGUAGGCCAGGAAAAAAAAUUACUCGAAAAACAAUAACUUUAAGUAAUAGAAUGAAAGACUUGGAACUAAAGGAACGAUCAUCAAAAAGUCUGCUAGCAAAUGUUCUUGACAUUGAAGAUGACCUGAGGCAUUGCACGAGCAGCAAUAGUAGUUUUCUAAGAAGCAAGGUACACCAUAGAUACCGCCGACGAACGGAUUUGAAGCAUCUGGAUGAGGAGACCAAAUCUGACAGCUGUUAUUCGGACCAAAGCAAUCAAGCAUUUGCCAUUGAAAAAAUCCUGCUAUUCAGAAGGUCUAAGCAAAAGACUAUUUGGACUGCUGUUUUAGACUUUAUAGUCAGAGAACUGGACACAAUAUGCAGUAAGCGCAAAAUCCAGUGCCUAAUAGAAAGCAGUACCGGUGAAGAUACGAUUAAACAGAGCAACCUAAGAGCUAUCUAUGGAAACCUCAUGCUCAAACUCGAUCCUACCUCCACUUCGAGACUAUGGUGGUACGAUCCUGAAGCCAAUUGGCGAAAUAAGCUUGAUCGUCAAGAAGAGAGUUUAAAAGCAUUCUCUUCGGUUUAUGGUUGUUCAUGA
Molecule: messenger RNA, 714 nt
Organism: Nezara viridula (southern green stink bug)
Lineage: Eukaryota; Metazoa; Arthropoda; Insecta; Hemiptera; Pentatomidae
Source: the annotation of a GenBank genome assembly